AUGCAAAGCAACUCACACUACAGCCACACUGUUGCAUGCAAGUUUGUCCGAGCAAGUAGCAUGGCCCAAAACCAAUCCACACCAGCUCUCACAACGACGGCGACCACCCCCGGCGCAGAGCUCCUGCAAGCCCAGGCAGAGCUUUGGUGCCACAUGUUCGGCUACCUCAAACCCAUGGCGCUGCAGUGCGCCAUCAAGCUCGGAAUCCCCAACAUCAUCAGCCGCCAUGGCGGCGCCGCCUCUCUUUCGGAGCUAUGUGCUGCUCUUCCCGUUGCCCCAAGCAAACGGACGUGCUUGUCUCGCCUCAUGAGGUUGCUGGCCACGUUGGGAAUAUUGAGAGAGGAAAAGGAGACGUCACCGGGUGGGGAAGCGGAAGGCUCCUACUUGUACCACCUCACCGCGGUUUCUCGCCUCCUCGUCGACGAUGACGACGGUGGCCAUCCAUGCUUAUCUGCGUUCAUGGCCAAUAUUGCCGCGCCGUUCCAUGUCGUAGCAUCUCUAUGCCUAGCUGAGUGGUUCGAGAACGACGGCGGCGCGGCGGCGGCGGAGACUCCGUUCAUGAUGGCGCACGGUACCAGCUUCUGGGGCGUGGUCUGCCGCGACGCGCAGUUCGCCGCGGAUUUCUACGCGUCGAUGCGGGCUGACAGCAGAUUCGUGGCACAGAUCAUCGUUAGCCAGUGCAGGGAGGUGUUCGCCGACGUAAAUUCUCUGGUGGACGUGGGGGGCGGGGACGGGACGAUGGCGAAGGCCAUUGCCAAGGCAUUCCCGCAUGUGCGUUGCUCGGUGUUGGACCUUCCCCAGGUCGUGGGUGGCAAUGGCAUGCCGGGAGAAGGAGAAGAAGGCACGGUUGAGUUCAUCGAAGGUGACAUGAUGGUUUUCAUCCCUCCAGCUGAUGCUGUUUUACUCAAGUCUAUUUUCAUUGACUGGGGCGAUGAAGACUGUGUCAGAAUCCUGAAGCAAUGCAAAGAAGCUAUUUCUACCCGGGAGCCAAAAGGGAAGGUGAUAAUCAUUGAUACGGUCAUAGGCUCGGCAUCCAAACGGAUAUUUGAAGAAGCUCAACUUUUGAUGGACCUAAAUAUGAUGGUGCUAGUGCCGGGCAAAGAGACCGGGGCGGCGAUUGGGCCGCACGGGUGCCCAUUGGCGGGGCACGCCCCCAACAAUAGCCCGUCGAAAAUGCGCGAGGAGGCCCUCGAUCCGAGAAUGUUUGCCUCGCGAAUUUGUGGGACUGUAUCGCAGUGGGGCUCGUACGCCGUCCCCCUACUCUGCUGA
Messenger RNA from Miscanthus lutarioriparius, 1269 nucleotides. The record is from the annotation of a GenBank genome assembly. NCBI's taxonomy places the organism in Eukaryota, Viridiplantae, Streptophyta, Magnoliopsida, Poales, Poaceae.